Molecule: messenger RNA, 627 nt
Organism: Diachasma alloeum
Lineage: Eukaryota; Metazoa; Arthropoda; Insecta; Hymenoptera; Braconidae
Exons: 4
Coding region: 1-567 (188 amino acids)
Source: RefSeq, a predicted model, not a curated record
AUGAAUACGGUAUACGCCGUUAUAUUAUUCUUAUCAUCGUUUAGUGCGAUAAUGUGUGUGAACGAAUGUGUCAAUAACACGGAGAUCCAGAGAGUGGUGAGAGAAACUGCCGGCGUUAAGAGGUAUUUGGUAUUUCCACAGGGUAGUAACGUCCAAUUGGUUUAUUGUUUGACCGUGGGGACUUAUGCGAAGCCGACGGGCUUCUUCACGAUGGGAAUCACUGCUGGUCUGGCUUAUGAGCUGCCGUAUACGAAUACAGUGCCUCACAGAAGGCCAGCGGAGGUCUACCAUCGGAGGAGCAGACGCGAUUUGUACAAGAAAGUGGAGCUCAUGUUGAACACACGUGGCAAGGACGGGAGGGCUUGUGUAUUGAAGGCACUCUGUCUGUCCGGACAGCGCAACGACACUCAAGUUGGCAAAGGUAGUUUCAUGGAAGAGAUGAUGCAUUCUGUGUUCACACUACCAGGAGGGGCUUAUGAGGCUGAUCCAAUGACGCAUUAUGAGAGGGCUCACGAAGAUAUGGAGGAUUGCCAGUUGAAAUACUCAAGUUGCCCAGAAUUUUUCUGAUUAUUUAGCAACUACUCGUAGAAGAUAAUUUCAUAAAAAAACCUUGCAAAUUCGCUACAA